AUGAGGUUCUUCACAAUGGCGAAGUCUGUGACAAUGGAGCAGCGGCGCGGAGGGUUAAAGUCGAGGGCCCGCAAGUUGAUGGCAUUGUGCAUGGGUGGAGUCUUGUUGCUCUCUGGCGGGCAUGCUGGGUCAGAAUAUUUGCGUGAAGGAACACUGCAGCGAAAUUUAGAUCAGGAGCCAGAAGCGGCUACCCAGACUGAACCAGUAUUCAGCGGGCAAGUCGCCACUUGUACCUUGCCAACAGGAGGUGUUGGAAGAAGCACGGCCGACGAUGCUACUAGCGCCCUGACACUGUCGAAAGAUAAUUUGACCGCUACAUUGAAGUGUUCAGGUACAGACUACGUUGCAAUUCCCCAAAAGAUGACGAAGGUAUGUGCCGCUACUGUUCAGGACCCCUCAGUAAAAAACUGCAAAACUGAUCUGCAGGAUACAGGGAACGGCAAGCAGAUCACGCUGCCAGCACUCCUGGGGUCCAGCCGCAGUAUCGAGUGGAAAAAAACUCUGACAACUGGGGUCCAAAACACCGGCGAAGUAUGGACCUUGGAGCUACAAGAGGCAGACCUUCCAUUUAGCGACAAAGCCUUCUUCGUAGGCUGCGACAAGAAAACUGCCGACAAUCCUGCGCCGUCACCCAUCACAGAUUGUAAAGUUGACGUGGUUGUCAAAGCGAGACCGUCUUCCGUUGCCGACAAUAAUGUCGUCGCCUGCGCAUACGGCAAGGACAGCAACCCUGAGCCCCUGAAGGUUGAGAUGACAACAGAGAGGAACACCCUCACUAUUCAAUGUGGCUCCGAGGGAUCUCUGAAUCCUGAAUCCUAUGCAACCCAGUACUGCGAUCUCCAGGGAGAGUUGGAGAACUGCACGCUGAAGAAGUUUGAAGAUAUUUUGCCUACAUUUGCAACCAGCUGGUGGUCAAAGGCAGACGAUAGUAGAUCCGCCACAUUGACAAUCCCGGAGACGGACUUUCCAGAAUCCGAACACCAAUUCCGUUUGGGAUGCGUCCACAAACCGGCAAACACCGAGCAACCCCCUCUUACCGAGGAAAGCAGCAAAACUGGAAGUUCACAACCAGUCGCUACUACAUCGAAUUGCAAUGUGAUUGUGACUGUCAGGUCGGGAAACUCUGCUUCGUCGUCUGCUCAAAUGGCAGCUGCAAUCGCUGGUACAGCCGGGUUGACAGGACUCCUCGUCGGGUCCUUGUAA
Molecule: messenger RNA, 1203 nt
Organism: Neospora caninum
Lineage: Eukaryota; Apicomplexa; Conoidasida; Eucoccidiorida; Sarcocystidae
Product: SRS domain-containing protein
Exons: 1
Coding region: 1-1203 (400 amino acids)
Cellular component (GO): membrane
Source: RefSeq, a predicted model, not a curated record